AAGAGGGAGCUUCUUGAACCCAAAACCAAAAAUAAAAUUUCGCUCCCUCUGUCCUCUCUUUUCCCUCUCUUCUCUCAUUUCUAUCGAGCUCUCCCUCUACUUCUCUUCAAAGCUUGUUCUUCAAUCCCGAACGAAGUCUUCUUACCCUAAUUGGUUUUGCAUUUUUUUUAAUCUUCUGGAUUGAAGAUUGGCUGUUCAAGGCUGAGGGAAUCAAAUGGCUGACCAGCGGAACCCUAGCGGGGCCCAAAAUGCUUAUAAUAUUAACACCGAUAAGUUCAAAAUACGGCUUCAGUCUUUGUACUCGCAUUGGAAUGAACAUAAGGAUGAACUAUGGGGGUCUGCUGAUGCUCUAGCAAUAGCUACGCCGCCGCCUUCAGAUGAUUUGCGGUACCUGAAAUCGUCUGCUAUGAACGUUUGGUUGCUGGGUUAUGAGUUCCCAGAGACUAUAAUGGUAUUCACGAAGAAGCAGAUCCAUUUCUUGUGUAGCCAGAAGAAGGCUUCCUUGCUUGAAGUUGUCAGGGCGGCUGCUCGGGAUGUUGCAGGGGGUUUAGAUGUUACUAUUCAUGUCAAGGCAAAGGGUGAUGAUGGGACUGCAUUAAUGGAAGCUGUAUUUCGUGCUAUUCGUGCCCAGCCGAAUGCCAGUGUUAUUGGAUACAUAGCCAAGGAGGCUCCUGAAGGUACUCUUUUAGAGACUUGGGCUGAGAAAUUGAAGACUGCCGGUUUCCAGCAGAUUGCAGAUAUAACCAAUGGGUUUUCUGACCUGCUUGCUGUGAAGGAUGCUGAAGAAAUCUUGAAUGUGAAGAAAGCUGCAUAUUUGAGUGUCAGUGUGAUGAGUAAUGUUGUCAUUCCCAGUCUUGAGAAUGCUAUUGAUGAGGAGAAGAAAGUUACCCAUUCUUAUUUGAUGGAUGAGGCUGAGAAGGCCAUAAUGGAUCCUGCCAAAGCUAAGGCAAAGUUAAAAGCAGAGAAUUGUGAUAUAUGUUACCCUCCAAUAUUUCAGAGUGGGGGGGAGUUUGAUCUCAGACCUAGUGCUGCCAGCAAUGACGAGUACCUCUACUAUGAUCCUGCCAGUGUCAUUAUAGUUGCUAUUGGAGCCCGAUAUAACAAUUACUGCUCAAAUCUUGCCAGGACUUUCUUGAUUGAUGCCAAUACAAUGCAGACUAAGGCUUAUGAGGUUCUGCUCAAAGCCCAUGAAGCAGCAAUUGGUGCAUUGAAGCCUGGGAACAAGAUUAGUGCUGCAUAUCAAGCAGCCAUGUCAGUGGUUGAGAAAGAGGCUCCUGACUUAGUUCCAAAUCUGACAAAAUCAGCAGGGACUGGAAUUGGUCUUGAGUUCCGAGAGUCUGGACUGAAUAUUAAUGCCAAGAAUGAUCGAGUCCUGAAGCCAAAUAUGGUUUUUAAUGUGUCACUUGGUUUUCAGAACUUACAGAACCAAACAAAUAACCCUAAGAUCCAGAAUUUUUCUUUAUUAGUUGCUGAUACAAUUAUUGUAGGCCAAACAAAUCCAGAAGUGGGAACUUGUAAGAGCUCCAAAGCUGUUAAGGAUGUGGCAUACUCGUUCAGUGAAGAGGAUGAAGAAGUAAAACCAGAACCUAAACCUGUUGUUAAUGGCACAAAAGCCUUCAUUUCCAAGACAACACUAAGGUCUGAUACUGGGGAGAUCUCCAAAGAGGAAAUUCGGCGGCAGCACCAGGCUGAGCUUGCCCGUCAAAAGAAUGAAGAAACUGCACUUCGGCUUGCUGGUGGAGGAAGUGCAACAGGUGAUAACCGUUCAGCUGCAAAGACUUCAACUGAUUUGACAGCGUACAAGAAUGUCAAUGAUAUUCCUUCUGGAAGAGAUCUAAUGAUUCAGAUAGACCAGAAGAAUGAGGCAGUUCUUUUGCCUGUUUAUGGGAGUAUGGUACCUUUCCAUGUUGCUACAAUAAGGACAGUUUCCAGCCAGCAGGACACCAACAGAAAUUGCUAUAUUCGCAUAAUAUUUAAUGUGCCAGGAACUCCUUUUAGUCCGCAUGAUGCAAAUUCGCUGAAGUACCAGGGGGCCAUUUACCUGAAGGAGGUGUCAUUUCGCUCCAAGGACCCUAGGCACAUUAGUGAAGUGGUACAGCAGAUUAAGACACUUAGACGGCAUGUUGUGGCCAGGGAGUCUGAGAGGGCUGAGAGGGCAACCUUGGUUACCCAGGAGAAACUUCAGCUUGCUGGGAACAGAUUCAAACCAAUAAGGCUGUUGAACCUUUGGAUCCGUCCAGUAUUUGGUGGCCGGGGAAGAAAACUUCCUGGUGCUCUGGAAGCUCAUGUAAAUGGGUUUAGAUUUUCAACAAGUAGAAAUGAUGAGCGUGUGGAUAUUAUGUUUGCAAACAUCAAACAUGCAUUUUUCCAGCCUGCAGAGAGGGAAAUGAUCACUCUUCUCCACUUUCAUCUGCACAAUCAUAUCAUGGUGGGGAACAAGAAGACCAAGGACGUGCAGUUUUAUAUUGAAGUGAUGGAAUCAGUCCAGACUUUGGGGGGUGGAAGGAGGUCUGCAUAUGAUCCUGAUGAAAUUGAAGAAGAGCAAAGGGAAAGGGACAGGAAGAAUAAGAUCAACAUGGAUUUUCAGAGCUUUGUAAAUAGGGUGAAUGAUCUUUGGAGCCAGCCUCAAUUUAGUGGACUUGACCUUGAGUUUGAUCAGCCUUUGAGAGAGCUUGGCUUCCAUGGGGUGCCCUACAAAACCUCAUCUUUCAUUGUCCCAACAUCAAGCUGCUUGGUUGAGCUAAUUGAGACUCCUUUCCUUGUUGUCACCCUCAGUGAGAUUGAGAUUGUGAACUUGGAAAGAGUUGGUCUUGGACAGAAAAACUUUGAUAUGACCAUUGUGUUUAAGGACUUCAAGCGUGAUGUCCUUAGGAUUGAUUCUAUUCCAUCAACAGCACUGGAUGGCAUCAAGGAAUGGCUCGACACGACAGACAUCAAAUAUUAUGAGAGCAAGUUAAAUCUGAACUGGCGGCAGAUACUGAAGACAAUCACUGACGACCCUCAGAGUUUCAUAGAUGAUGGUGGAUGGGAAUUUUUGAAUUUGGAAGCUAGCGAUUCAGAUUCUGAUAACUCAGAGGAUUCAGACAAGGGUUAUGAGCCAUCGGAAGCAGAACCUGACUCUGAAUCAGAAGAUGAUGACUCUGACAGUGAGUCACUAGUGGAGUCUGAGGAUGAGGAGGAGGAGGAGGAUUCAGAGGGAGACUCUGAGGAAGAAAAGGGCAAGACAUGGGAAGAGUUAGAGAGGGAAGCAAGCAAUGCUGACAGGGAGAAAGGGAAUGAAUCAGAUAGUGAGGUGGAGAGGAAUAGAAGGAAAAUGAAGAAUCUUGGGAAGUCUCGAGCCCCUCCUAGUGGCAGCAUGGCCAAGCGCUCCAGGUUCAGAUAGAUGUGAUAGGAAUUUCUUUGUUUCUUUGUAUUAUGUUUUCAUGUUUGCACUAGUAGUAGUUGCUGCUUGUUUGGAAUGCAGUUUCCUGACCUGGCAUUGGAGCCAUUAGCUAGUGGUAGUUUUUAAGGUUCUUAUUCUAUGUAUUGCACCUGUUGGGCAUUAAAGUAGGAGUCUUGGAAGAUAGAUUUUUGGUUGUAAGUUGGCGACACAAGUUUUAAUGGAAUUAGAGUUCUACUAUUGUUCAAAAAAAUUAUCUAGAAGGAAAAGAAAUUUCACUCA
Messenger RNA from Hevea brasiliensis (rubber tree), 3661 nucleotides. Its product is annotated as FACT complex subunit SPT16. Lineage: Eukaryota; Viridiplantae; Streptophyta; Magnoliopsida; Malpighiales; Euphorbiaceae. The coding region runs from base 215 to 3382 and encodes 1055 amino acids. The transcript is spliced from 2 exons. Gene Ontology annotation, biological process: transcription elongation by RNA polymerase II; positive regulation of transcription elongation by RNA polymerase II. Gene Ontology annotation, molecular function: nucleosome binding. The record is from RefSeq and is a predicted model, not a curated record. Gene Ontology annotation, cellular component: FACT complex.